Solanum dulcamara is the source of this 2329-nucleotide messenger RNA. RefSeq names its product protein TRANSPARENT TESTA GLABRA 1. The record is from RefSeq and is a predicted model, not a curated record. Gene Ontology annotation, cellular component: nucleus. Gene Ontology annotation, molecular function: protein binding. Lineage: Eukaryota; Viridiplantae; Streptophyta; Magnoliopsida; Solanales; Solanaceae. The transcript has 2 exons. The coding region runs from base 226 to 1254 and encodes 342 amino acids.
CUCGUUUUUGGGUCCAAACAAGAAGUGAAGCUUCCGGAUCAAAUCGUCCAUAGCCACCAUAGAUGACUCUGUGUUAAACGAAAGCACCCGACUAGUCAAUCCUACCAAACCGCUAACUUUUCUUCCUUUGGCGAACUACCGGUCAACAUGACAAAAUUAUCAUGUAAGCCAUAAAACAAACUCAUACAUAACUUUGAACUUCCAUUUCCCAUAUCCGCACUAAAAAUGGAAAAUUCAAGUCAAGAAUCGCAUCUCCGAUCUGAAAAUUUCGUUACAUAUGACUCCUCCUACCCCAUCUACGCCAUGGCUGUUUCCUCCUUCACUUCUUCCCUCCCCAGUCGCCGCCGUCAAAUUGCCGUUGGCAGUUUUAUCGAAGAGUUCAACAACCGUGUUGAUAUUCUCUCUUUCGAUGAAGAUACCCUAACUCUUAAGCCUGUUCCAAAUCUCUGUUUCGAUCACCCUUAUCCACCUACGAAGCUCAUGUUCCAUCCUAAUCCUUCUGCUUCUCUCAAGACUAAUGAUAUUCUUGCCUCUUCCGGUGACUACCUCCGUCUCUGGGUAGUUAGUGAUACUUCUAUUGAACCCCUGUUCACUCUUAGUAACAAUAAAACUAGUGAAUACUGUGCCCCUUUGACGUCUUUUGAUUGGAAUGAGGUGGAGCCCAGAAGAAUUGGUACUUCUAGUAUAGACACUACUUGUACCAUCUGGGAUGUUGAAAAAGGGGUUGUGGAAACCCAAUUGAUAGCCCACGACAAAGAGGUUUACGAUAUAGCCUGGGGUGAAGCUGGGGUGUUUGCUUCGGUUUCUGCUGAUGGGUCAGUUAGGAUUUUUGAUUUGAGGGAUAAGGAACAUUCGACGAUUAUUUAUGAGAGUCCAAAACCAGACACUCCGUUGUUGAGGUUGGCUUGGAACAAGCAAGAUUUGAGAUACAUGGCUACCAUAUUGAUGGAUAGCAACAAGAUUGUGAUUUUAGAUAUUAGGUCUCCAGCAAUGCCUGUGGCUGAAUUGGAAAGGCAUCAGGCGAGUGUCAAUGCUAUUGCUUGGGCUCCUCAGAGUUGUAGACAUAUUUGUUCUGCUGGGGAUGACGGGCAGGCGCUCAUUUGGGAGUUGCCAACUGUUGCAGGGCCUAAUGGGAUUGAUCCUAUGUCAAUGUACUCUGCUGGAGCUGAGAUUAAUCAAAUUCAGUGGUCUGCUGCACAACGAGAUUGGAUUGCCAUUGCGUUUUCUAACAAGUUGCAGCUACUUAAAGUAUAAGGCGAUUGGAUGAUUGAAUAUUUCCUGAAAUCCUUGAACUACAGGAGGAAAUGUAACUUGAGGAGUUCUCUUGCAAUGCUUCUGCGUGGGAGCUCUACAUUUGGAUAUUAGUUUCUGCAGUAGUAUCUCUUACAAUCUUAUGUUACUGGCAGGAACAAAAAUUUCAACUUUGUGUGACGCAGUAUACUGAUUCAUUUUCAUUUGGGCCCUGUUGGAUCAUCUUGUUGUUUGUGAGAUUCGAUUGUUGUUACUGAGCCUUGUUUUAGUUGUAUUUGUUCUACAUGGAGCUUCUGUGGCUCAAGGGUUGUUUAUUGCUUAACAGUAAUCUUUUCUCUUUGUAGAAUUCAGUUUUUCAUCUGUUAAAAGAAACGGAUUAUAAUUCGUGGGAAAGAUAUAAGUUAGAUAAAUGAAUUAUUUUUAGUUUAGAAGGCCUGACCUGGAAAUCGGUGGCUUCAUUAAGAGUUUUGUCUUGGCAAUUCAGUUUAAUGCUUAAAAAGAGUAACAGUUCAAUGUACUUUCUUUCCGUGGUGUUCUCUCUCCUGGUUUCAUUAUCAAAUCUCAAAGAGGAUUUCUGAUGUGUAGCUCACAGAGAUGUGUUGGAUACCAUUGUUAGAGUUCCAUUGUGGCUAGGUUGAUUGAAGUCUUAAUGUGUUGCAUUGCCCAUUUGGGAAAUAUCUACUUCAAACUGUUUGUUUCUCUGAUUUUCUUCUUUACACCAAUGCAAAGUCUUCUUUAUCAUUUGUGGUAACCCAAAAGCAGAUGAAAUACAGUUCAGUGGUUACCAUGUUAAAGGUACAGAAAAGGUACUGUCAUGUUGGUUGAAGAUUAUACAUGCAGACUGACUGAAUUCCCAUUUCUUGACAUGCAAUGGAGGUAGCGAGUAAUCUUGUAAAGUUUCUUUCGAUGAAAAAGAAGUUAUUCCCAAAUAGUGUCUGUCUUUGUUUUAUGAUUUAGAGCAUAAUUACUUCUGUAAUUCCUUUGACAGUGUAUUUUAGUCUUUCUUUAAUACAUUACAAAGCAAGAACAGAGCCAUAAAUCUGCUGUUACAGAUGUCUGAAGUGAUUUUCUCUUGGAU